UGGAUUAGAGCUCAUGAGAAUCCAACGAAUCCACUGGCUGCAAAUAUCACUGAGGGUUCUGGUGGCUGUCCAUCAACAGCCACCCAACAACCAUGAGUAUCUUAUCCUGGAACUGCCAAGGCUGGGGAAACCCUUGGUAGUAAAGAACCUCAGCAAGGAGGUAAGGAAAAACAAUCCCCAAAUUGUUUUCUUAAUGGAAACAAAAAAACAAACCCGUUAUAUGGACCGUAUUAAGCAUCGAUACGGAUUUGAAGAAAGCUGGAUAAUUCCACCCUGCGGUCAGUCAGGCGGCCUAGCCCUCUGGUGGCUAAAUUCAGUAGUGAUUAACAUCAUCAGCAGCUCAAAGAAUAUUAUACAUACAAAAGUCUCCUCUAAUUCAGUAAAUCUACCUGAGUAUAUUUCCUUCAUUUAUGGCCCACCCAGAGAGGGAGACAGAAGAAAAAUCUGGGACCAAGUACGACACAUUGCCUCCUCUAUGUUAGCGUCGUGGCUUUACGUAGGCGACUUCAAUGAUAUAUUAUCACAAGAUGACAAAUGGGGUGGUAACCCCCAUGUUCUUCGCCGAGUGCUGAAUUUUCAACAAUUUAUCUCUGAUUGUGAGCUACUCGAACUGAUAGCUAAGGGAUCAAGAUUCACAUGGUGUAAUCAGCGAACUAGGGCAGACCAUGUCAAAGAAAGAAUUGAUCGCGCUUUUGGGAACCUCUGUUUCAAGGAAGCUUUCCCGAAGGCUCUAGUGCUCCAUAUUGAACCUAUAGCUUCGGAUCAUCAUCUUCUCCUGGUGGAAUUGUGCUACAACGACAUGAUAACUCCCAAGUCUUUCAAGUUUGAAGCUAUAUGGGUAACCCACCCGGACUUCCUGAAUAUAGUCAGAAACUGUUGGUCGGAGGAAGAAAGGUAUCCAGUGACUGGAAUCCAAGUAUUUGUGGACUAUCUGAACAAUUGCAGAAAGGCGCUCAUCCAGUGGAGCAAAACAGUGUUCCCCAACAACAGGAAACUGAUCAACUCCCUAAUUGGUCGAAUCGAAGAGCUAAAGAGGGGAGUGUACACAGAGGAGAUGAAACACAACAUUGACUCUCUAACUUCUGAAUUAGAGAGUGUUUGGCAAAGGGAAGAAGUGUACUGGUGGCAGAGAAGUCGUACUAAUUGGCUCAAAGCAGAAGACCUCAAUACUAAGUACUUCCAUAGAUCUACUCUUAUGCGAAGACAAAGAAACCUGAUUGUGAGAAUUAAGAAUCAAAAUGGGGAAUGGGUUGAAAAAGAGGAAGGGGUUGCAAACUUGAUAGCAAAUUUUACAACUCUCUUUUCAGAAGUUACCCAGCUUCACAGUUAGACCCAGUUUUUCUACACGCAACCCAAAAUCACAGAACAGCAAAACAGGUGGCUCACUCUCCCAGUGAUAGAAGCUGAAAUCAAAGAAGCCACUUUCCAACUUGGGCAUUCAAAGCCCCCAGCCCUGAUGGUUUCAAUGGCCACUUCUACCAGUUCUCAUGGGACGAGGUAAAAUCUUCUCUCUUAAUCCUAGUUAGGGGUUUCUUUGAAAGGAAUAGUUCAAUAAAUGCCUUGAAUGAAACUAACUUGAUUCUUAUUCCUAAAGUGGACACCCCUGAAUCUGUCUCCUAGUAUACCCAAUAAGCUUGUGUAACUGUGCUUAUAAAAUUGUGGCUAAAUUUUAGCCAACAGAUUGAGAUUAGUGCUUGAUAGUUGCAUUUCUGAAAACCAGAGGGCCUUUAUCCCCAACUGACUAAUCCAAGAUAACAACAUCAUUGUUCAUGAGGCCUUCUACCUUAAGAACAAAAAAUCUGGGAUAAAUAUGAAGUGGCAGUAAAACUGGACAUGAAUAAAGCUUAUGAUCGCAUAGAGUGGGGUUUCAUUGAAGGGAUGAUGAAGAAACUAAAUUUCUGUGAUACAUGGAUUGCCUGGAUCAUGGAUUGUAUUAGUAGUGUCUCAUUUAAUAUCCAGCUAUCAGGGAGGAAAAUAGCUCAGAUUAAACCCCAAAGAGACUUGAGGCAGGGAGACCCUCUCUCCCCCUAUCUGUUUAUUCUGGCAUCCGAAGUCUUCUCCUCAAUGCUCUCUAUCCACGCCAAACAUGGUAACUUUAGGGGUAUUAAUAUCACCAGAGGCGGCUCGAUGCUUACCCAUUGCCUUUUCGCUGAUGAUACCAUUAUCUUUAUGCAAGCCGAGGCUCAAAAUUGCAGGCUGUUCAUGGAAAUCCUCCGAGAGUACUGUAAAUGUUCUGGACAAAGAGUCAACUAUGAUAAAUCAAGCUUGUUUUUCUCUCCUAAUAGGUGAGGAGUCAGAUAGCUUCUUGUCUAAAUAUCCAAGCCACCUCUGAUCCAGGGAAAUACUUGGGUCUACCAAUUCUGUGGGGAUCUUCGAAGCAAGCAGCACUGGCUUAUGUAAGAGACAAAAUGGGAAGGAAAGUUCAAAACUAGAAGAAGAAAUGCCUCUCUUUCACUAGUAGAGAGGUCAUGAUAAAGGCAGUGGUUAAUGCCAUUCCUAUCUACCCUAUGUGCUGUUUUAAAUUCCCAAAACAAACCUACAAAGCUCUAGACCAACUAGUCUCAAACUUUUUCUGGAGCAAUUCUGAGGGAGGAGGGAAAAUACAUUGGAAAGCAUGGAAAUCACUCUCAAGGACCAAGAAGGAAGGAGGAAUAGGAUUUAGAGACUUUAUGGGCUUCAACGACGCCCUACUCGCUAAGACAGAGCAUGGCGUAUCCUACAGUCUCCAGAGAGUCUUUGGGUUCGAAUAUUGAAGAGUAUCUACUUUCCUAAUUCCUCCUUCAUGGAGGCAAAAAAAGGUCCCAAAUCUUCUUGGGUAUGGGAUAGCAUUCUCACAGGACGUAAUUUCUUGAAAUAGAAUCUAUGCUGGCAAAUUGGUAAUGGGCACUACAUCCAAAUCUAGAAAGACCCUUGGGUUCCUGGAGCAGAUAAAUUCCUCCUUCCUAAGAAAGAUGAUGAGGAGGUUAAUGAGGAUUUGUUAGUCUCGAGCCUAAUCAGUGAAAGACAGUGGAAUCUGGACCCUAUAAGGGAGCAAGUUGAGAGCAAGUACUUGAGCCUCAUUUUAAACAUACCUCUUCCCGUAUUGAGUACAGCUGAUAGACUUAUUUGGGCAGCUUCAAAAGACGAAAAAUAUACAGUAAAAGCCGGAUAUAGAGCAGCCUUGACUAAGGUCGAUUUAAAUCUAGCAGUAACGAAAGCUACUCCAUCACUAAAAGUUGAUACUAGAAUCUGGGCUGCUGUGUGGAAACUCAAAACUGCCCCAAGAGUAAAGAACUUCAUUGGAGAAUUCUAAACAGGGCCCUAGCAACUAAAGAAGCUCUAUACCGUCGCAAAAGUGCUCCUGAUCCUAUAUGUCUGAUUUGUAGAGAAGGAACAGAAACUCUUGAAUAUUUGUUUCUGCUAUGCAACUGGACGAAUUUUGCCUGGUUCGGAAGUCCGCUGGGAAUCAUAGUAAACCACUGCAAUGUCCGGAGCAUAUCCUUUUGGAUGGAAAACUUUCUCUUGCAUGAAUUGAAAGAUUCUGAAUAUGGGAAGGCCUACCUAGCUACUCUAUGUUGGUUUAUAUGGAAAUUCAUAUGCAAGUUGGUUUUUGAACAAGAAACCCCAAACCCUACCUUGGUCAUUGAAGCUGCCAAUAAGAUGAUGAGGGACUUCUGGGAAGCUAACGAACUAUUGCCCACUAAUACAGAAAUGGCACUGCCUAAAUCUGCUACUAGGUGGAGGAAGCCACAUUUUGGGCGUGUGAAGUUAAAUUAUGAUGGGGCCUACUAUCGAAAAACAGGUAAAGCUGGCAUUGGUAUAAUCUGUAGAGACUCCUAUGGGCUGUUUUUGCGAGGGUGGUCAAAGGCUGUAGUGGCCUCUUCAGCGCUCCAUGCUGAAAUCUUGGCUUUGACUAAAGCUAUCUCACUCUCUGAAGAAUGGGGGCUCUCGAAUGUCAUCUUGGAAGGAGACUGUAAAGUGCUUAUUGAUGCGAUCUCUGCUCAGUCCCCUUCUUCUUGCCCUUGGCUGCUACAAGGUCUAGUCAACGAUAUCAUAGAUCAGAUUGCAUCACGAAGUACGCUGACUUGUUCUUUUAUUUCCCGUGCGGGAAACUGUGCUGCCGACUUUUUGGCCGCUUCUGCUUCAAGGGAGGUGGGACCCCACGGUCUGAUACUUGUACUGCCACCUCCUCUAGCUUCCAUUCUACUUCAAGAUGCAACUGAUAAGCACAAUCCGGGGAACGACCAGACCUCGCUUGAAGCUGAUAGGGAAGGCGUUGGCUGAAGUUUUGUUUCUUCCUUGUUCUAGUUUCUUUGCGUGUGUUUCUUUCUUUUCCCUUGUUGUACUGAACUCGUUGUGUUUUGUUUCUGUUUUUAUGGAUGUUUUUUCCCCUGGUCAAAAAAAAAAGGUGGCUUCAUAAAGCUAGGGUUUGAAAUUGAUGGGUUAGACGACAA
This is a messenger RNA of Neltuma alba, 4433 nucleotides long. RefSeq lists its product as uncharacterized. The coding region runs from base 3487 to 4263 and encodes 258 amino acids. Gene Ontology annotation, molecular function: RNA-DNA hybrid ribonuclease activity; nucleic acid binding. NCBI's taxonomy places the organism in Eukaryota, Viridiplantae, Streptophyta, Magnoliopsida, Fabales, Fabaceae. The record is from RefSeq and is a predicted model, not a curated record. The transcript has a single exon.